AUGGCACCUUUGUUACACCUCCCCCUGCACCAACUCGGCACCCUCAUGCCCCUCCCCGCUGCGCCAACUUGGCACCCUCGUGACCCUCCCCCCUGCGCCAACACCGCACUCUCCUUAACGGUGAACAACACACGUUUUGGCUCUCUUUCCAGUGCCUGCAAGGCCGUUGUUGGUGUCAAGGAAUUUCGAGGAGCCUGUGAUGAGAGGCUUCCCUACACCACCCUGAGACCCUCCACCUGUGGGGACUGCUUAAUUCAGAGAUCACCGCCCAGCGUGCACUUGGUGCGUUCAGCGGAGAGUCUGGGAACGUCGUCAGAACGGCGGGAGGUGGUCGCCGUGGACUUUACAGCGGAUCUUCGCUUCAACAGAAUCCGGGAGAUCCAGCCUGGGGCGUUCAGAAGGCUGAGAAACCUGAAUACUUUGCUUCUCAACAACAAUCAGAUCAAGAGUAUACCCAGUGGAUCAUUUGAAGACUUGGAGAACUUAAAAUACCUCUAUUUGUACAAGAAUGAGAUCCAGUCAAUUGACAGGCAAGCGUUUAAGGGACUUGCCUCUCUAGAACAACUAUACCUGCACUUUAAUCAGAUCGAAACGUUGGAUCCAGAGUCGUUCCAGCAUUUGCCGAAGCUGGAAAGGCUGUUUUUGCAUAACAACCGAAUCACACAUUUGGUUCCAGGAACGUUCAGUCACUUGGAAUCCAUGAAGAGACUGCGGCUGGACUCGAACGCACUGCACUGCGACUGUGAGAUCCUGUGGCUGGCGGACCUGCUGAAAACCUACGCCAAGUCUGGCAACGCGCAGGCGGCCGCCACCUGUGAGUACCCACGGCGCAUCCAGGGGCGCUCGGUGGCCACGAUCACCCCUGAGGAGCUGGACUGUGAAAGGCCCCGGAUCACUUCGGAGCCCCAGGACGCAGACGUCACCUCGGGGAACACUGUGUUCUUCACAUGCAGAGCGGAAGGCAACCCCAAACCCGAGAUCAUCUGGCUUCGAAACAACAAUGAGCUGAGCAUGAAUUCAGAUUCCCGCCUCAACCUGCUGGACGAUGGAACCCUGAUGAUCCAAAACACGCAGGAGACAGACCAGGGGAUUUACCAGUGCAUGGCGAAAAACGCGGCCGGGCAGGUGAAAACACAAGAAGUCACCCUCAGGUACUUUGGGUCUCCAGCUCGACCCGCUUUUGUAAUCCAGCCACAGAACACGGAGGUGCUGGUUGGGGAGAGUGUCACCCUGGAGUGCAGUGCCACAGGCCACCCUCCGCCGCGGAUCACCUGGACCAAAGGGGACCGCACGCCCCUGCCCGAGGACCCUCGCGUGAGCAUCACCCCCUCUGGCGGCCUGUACAUUCAGAAGGUCCAGCAGGACGACAGUGGGGAGUACACGUGCUUCGCCUCCAACAGCCUGGGCAGCAUCCAGGCCACUGCUCUGAUCAUCGUCCAGGCUCUUCCCCAGUUCACCGUGACCCCUGCAGACAGAGCUGUUAUCGAGGGUCAGACGGUUGAUUUCCAGUGUGAGGCCAAGGGCUACCCACAGCCUGUCAUAGCAUGGACUAAAGGAGGGAGCCAGCUGUCCGUGGACCGGCGACACCUCGUCCUCUCCUCGGGGACGCUCAGGAUCUCGGGGGUGGCGCUCCACGACCAGGGCCAGUACGAGUGCCAGGCUGUCAACAUCAUCGGCUCCCAGAGGGCCGUGGCCCACCUGACAGUGCAGCCCCGAGUCACCCCGGUGUUUGCCAGUGUUCCCGGCGACAGGACGGUGGAGGUGGGCACAAGCGUGCAGCUGCCCUGCAGCGCCCAGGGGGAGCCCGAGCCGGUCAUCACCUGGAACAAGGACGGGGUGCAGGUGACGGAGAGCGGGAAGUUCCACAUCAGCCCCGAGGGCUUCCUGGCCAUCCACGACGUUGGGACCGCGGACGCAGGCCGCUACGAGUGUGUGGCCCGCAACACCAUCGGGCAGGCCUCGGUCAGCAUGGUGCUCAGCGUGAGCGUUCCUGACGUCAGCCGAAACGGGGACCCAUUUGUGGCCAAAUCGAUUGUGGAAGCAAUUGCAACUGUGGACAGAGCCAUAAACUCCACCCGCACUCACCUGUUCGACAGCCGCCCGCGGUCCCCCAACGAUCUGCUGGCCUUGUUCCGGUACCCGCGGGACCCCUACACCGUGGAGCAGGCGCGCGCCGGCGAGAUCUUCGAGCGGACGCUGCAGCUGAUCCAGGAGCACGUGCGGCACGGGCUGAUGGUCGACCUGAACGGCACAAGUUACCACUACAACGACCUCGUGUCCCCCCAGUACCUGAGCCUCAUCGCCAACCUGUCCGGCUGCACGGCGCACCGGCGCGUGAACAACUGCUCGGACGUGUGCUUCCACCAGAAGUACCGCACCCACGACGGCACCUGCAACAACCUGCAGCACCCCAUGUGGGGCGCCUCGCUGACCGCCUUCGAGCGCCUGCUCACGGCCGCCUACGAGAACGGCUUCAACACCCCGCGGGGCGUUGACCCCAGCCGGCUGCACCACGGCCACGCGCUGCCCAUGCCCCGCCUGGUGUCCACGUCCCUGAUCGGGACCGAGAGCAUCACGCCCGACCAGCAGUUCACGCACAUGCUGAUGCAGUGGGGCCAGUUCCUGGACCACGACCUGGACUCCACGGUGGUGGCUCUGAGCCAGGCCCGCUUCUCCGACGGGCAGCACUGCAGCUCCGUGUGCAGCAGCGACCCGCCCUGCUUCUCGGUGGCCGUGCCCCCCAACGACCCCCGCGUCCGGAAUGGGGCGCGCUGCAUGUUCUUCGUGCGCUCCAGCCCCGUGUGCGGCAGUGGGAUGACGUCCCUCCUCAUGAACUCCGUGUACCCGCGGGAGCAGAUCAACCAGCUCACCUCCUACAUCGACGCCUCCAACGUGUACGGGAGCACGGAGCACGAGGCGCGGGCCAUCCGGGACCUGGCCAGCCAGCGGGGGCUCCUGCGGCAGGGCAUCGUGCAGCGGUCGGGGAAGCCGCUGCUGCCCUUCGCCGCGGGGCCGCCCACCGAGUGCAUGCGGGACGAGAACGAGAGCCCCAUCCCCUGCUUCCUGGCCGGGGACCACCGUGCCAACGAGCAGCUGGGCCUGACCAGCAUGCACACGCUCUGGUUCCGGGAGCACAACCGCGUGGCCACCGAGCUGCUCGCCCUGAACCCGCACUGGGACGGGGACACCAUCUACCACGAGGCGAGGAAGAUCGUGGGCGCGCAGAUGCAGCACAUCACCUACCAGCACUGGCUGCCCAAGGUGCUGGGCGAGGUGGGCAUGAAGGCGCUGGGGGACUACCGCGGCUACGACCCGGGCGUCAACGCCGGCAUCUUCAACGCCUUCGCCACGGCCGCCUUCCGGUUCGGCCACACGCUCGUCAACCCCGUGCUCUACCGGCUGGACGAGAACUUCGAGCCCAUCGUGCAGGGACACGUCCCGCUGCACAAGGCCUUCUUCUCGCCCUUCCGCAUCGUGAACGAGGGUGGCAUCGACCCGCUGCUCAGGGGCCUGUUCGGCGUGGCGGGGAAGAUGCGCGUGCCCUCGCAGCUGCUGAACACGGAGCUCACCGAGCGGCUCUUCUCCAUGGCGCACACGGUGGCCCUGGACCUGGCCGCCAUCAACAUCCAGCGGGGCCGGGACCACGGCAUCCCGCCCUACCACGAGUACCGGCUCUACUGCAACCUGUCGUCCGCCCACACCUUCGACGACCUCAAGAACGAGAUCAAGAGCCCCGAGAUCCGGGAGAAGCUGAGGCGGUUGUACGGGUCCUCACUCAACAUCGACUUAUUUCCUGCACUCAUGGUGGAAGACUUGGUCCCUGGCAGCCGGCUGGGACCUACCCUCAUGUGCCUGCUGAGCACGCAGUUUAAGCGCCUGAGAGACGGGGACAGGCUGUGGUAUGAGAACCCGGGGGUGUUCUCCCCGGCGCAGCUGACGCAGAUCAGGCAGACGUCGCUGGCCCGGAUCCUGUGUGACAACGCUGACAACAUCACGCGUGUGCAGAGGGACGUGUUCAGGGUGGCGGAGUUCCCCCACGGCUACAGCAGCUGUGAUGACAUCCCCCGGGUGGACCUGCGCAUGUGGCAGGACUGCUGUGAAGGCCAGCCCUACAGCCCGGGGGCAGCCUCCCCAGCGAAGGUGCGGGCGUCCUUGCAGAGAGAAGCUCUUGGUCGCACGUGCACAGGGCACACUUUUGCUUUGCUGCAGAUCAAGAGGCUGGAGGCCCGGCUCAGCGCUGCAGACUGCACGGACGCACACGGGGAGCCUCACGCCAACGGCGCCAAGUGGAAGGGAGAUGCGUGCACCGCCUGCGAGUGCCGUGUGAGUGUGGGGCUCCAGCUCGGGGACCAGGUGCAGGGACGUGGCCGCUGGCCCCGGGCUCCAGGGCAGCUGCAGGGGCUGCGAGAGGCCCCGCUCCUUGUCUGGGACGUGCGGUCCUGGCUGGCCUGCACCCCGCUGCCCGGGCAGUGGGUGUUCACACCCGACGGGCAGGUCACCUGCUUCGUGGAAGCUUGCCAGCCUGCUGAGUGCGCGGCGCCCGCUCUGACGCCUGGCGCUUACAAACAAGGAGCCAUCCACCGUGAGGGGGCGCCCCGGAGCCGCCAGGAGGACACGCACCGCAGGGACAGCAAGAUCAGGCCGCCGGGACACCGGGGUGACGGUCUAGGCGUGGGCACGGGUCACCGGCCCCGACCCGACCUGCGUUGA
Suricata suricatta (meerkat) is the source of this 4710-nucleotide messenger RNA. RefSeq names its product peroxidasin (gene PXDN). The record is from RefSeq and is a predicted model, not a curated record. Gene Ontology annotation, biological process: response to oxidative stress. Bases 1 to 4710 code for a protein of 1569 amino acids. Gene Ontology annotation, molecular function: heme binding; peroxidase activity; protein binding. The transcript has 23 exons. NCBI's taxonomy places the organism in Eukaryota, Metazoa, Chordata, Mammalia, Carnivora, Herpestidae.